Messenger RNA from Ananas comosus (pineapple), 1205 nucleotides. RefSeq names its product protein CHROMOSOME TRANSMISSION FIDELITY 7. The coding region runs from base 1 to 1059 and encodes 352 amino acids. The transcript is spliced from 8 exons. The record is from RefSeq and is a predicted model, not a curated record. Lineage: Eukaryota; Viridiplantae; Streptophyta; Magnoliopsida; Poales; Bromeliaceae. Gene Ontology annotation, cellular component: chromatin; nucleus. Gene Ontology annotation, biological process: mitotic sister chromatid cohesion. Gene Ontology annotation, molecular function: protein-lysine-acetyltransferase activity.
AUGGUGACCGCCUGGCUUGAAGCCCCACCAGAAAUCUCGAAUAAUUUUUUCCAUCUGGUGAAGAAAUUUUGCAGGAACCCGCCGCCGAUCUCGCCAUUAACGACCUCAGCAUCCGAUCCCAUAAGCUGCUACCGCGACGGGGAGAAGGGGAAUGAUAAGGGAUCGGAAAUUGCCGCAAAGGUUAUUAAUAAGAAGCGGAGCUACGCGCAGUACCAUUUGGAAUUGGGGCAAUCCGAUUUCGUCCUGCACAGUUGCGCCGUUUGCGGGAUGAUGUACGCGCGCGGGGAUCAAGAGGACGAGAAGACUCACAAAGCAUUUCAUAAGAACUACUGUGAGGGAAUCCCGUUCAAGGGUUGGCGCAAUGAGAGGGCGGUCGUGACUAGCAGUAAUGGAGACCGCAUAUUAUUGGUGAUAGAUGAGGAUUCUUCUGCUCAAAAGAACAAGGUCCAACAAGUUCUAAGAACAGUGGAAAAGGAGCUUGGGUUUAGCGAAGGCCAGCUUCUACAUAAGCUAUGCAAGGUUUAUCUGUUCAUUUCAGGUCAUAGGGUUGUUGGCUGCCUCGUCGCUGAACCAAUAAAAACUGCCCAUAAAGUUAUUUCAAGCUCUUCUUCAUGCAAAAGUUCAAAUGACUUAUCGGAAAAGCCAAGUACAGCCAAUUCAACAGAUACUAACACGGAUUCGAGGAGGCGAAACCUAACAAUUCAAUUUGGUCAGUUUAGUUUCAAGAGAGAAAUCAUCAGAAAAGGUAAUCCUUUGGAUAAGACUGUCAAGAUUGAUCAGUGGGAUUGUGGAGCUAUUUUUUGUGAAGAGGAAGCUGUGCCGGCUCUGUGCGGCUUCAGGGCAAUUUGGGUUGCACCAUCCAGUAGGAGGAAUGGAAUUGCCUCUCAACUAAUGGAUGCAGCAAGGAAGAGCUUCUGCAAAGGUGAAACAUUAGAAGUUUCCCAAUGUGCUUUCUCAUCACCGACCUCUGCUGGAAAGGCAUUAGCAUGCAGUUAUAGCGAGACCAGCUCAUUCUUGGUUUAUAAAGCUGAAGAUCUCUUCUCAAAUCAUAAGCAGUAAACAUAACACUGCAGAGGACAACUGCACACUGUUCGAAAGAGAAAAAUGAAAGACCCGCGCACGAUGCGCGGCUUCUGAAGCGUAGAAAUAGUAGAAAGGGUUAUGAACUCCUCCCCCUUCAGAAGACGACGGUGGCGGUUGCUGCG